Helicoverpa zea (corn earworm) is the source of this 3464-nucleotide messenger RNA. RefSeq lists its product as uncharacterized. Gene Ontology annotation, cellular component: nucleus; cytoplasm. Bases 245 to 2983 code for a protein of 912 amino acids. The transcript is spliced from 5 exons. Gene Ontology annotation, molecular function: protein serine/threonine kinase activity; ATP binding. Gene Ontology annotation, biological process: signal transduction; peptidyl-serine phosphorylation. Lineage: Eukaryota; Metazoa; Arthropoda; Insecta; Lepidoptera; Noctuidae. The record is from RefSeq and is a predicted model, not a curated record.
UUGAUCAGUUGUUAUGUUUCCUAGUAAUUUAGUUAAAAACUUUAGCACUAACAACUGCUGACAUUAUUGAAUAGUUUAUAUUUAACUAUUGCAUCUAACAAAUUGUCAAAAUUUUAAAGUGAUUCGCGAAUACUCGUUCUUUGUAUAAUAUGCUAUGAAAAGGUGUUCGGUGGCGUCUGCGGUCGUAAUUUUUUUUAAUAGCAGAAGGGAUAGUUGAACUAUACAUAUUUGUGUAAGUUUUGCGAUGCCGCGACGAGGAACUGAGCUGGUGCAGCUGCCGUUGCCUCCUAAGAAGAAGACGAAGACGGUGGAGGAGACUCCGAGCCUCGACGUCAGUUUCUGUGAUGACGAGGCCCUGCCUCCUGGCAUAGUGUUCACUGAUGUCUUGCAAAAGAAAUGGCGGAUUGGGAAGCCUAUUGGGCGAGGCAGCUUUGGCAGGAUCUAUUUGGCAUCAGAUGACAUUGACAAAGAAGUCUCUAAACAGAAUGCCAGAUAUGUUGUGAAGAUAGAACCUCAUUCCAACGGGCCCUUGUUUGUGGAGAUCCACUGCCUCAUCAGAACUGCCCAGUCUUCACAAGUGAAAGCAUGGCGUCUACAAAACAAGCAAAAGCGCAUAGGCAUGCCUGUGUACAUUGCCAGCGGGUCAUUCACAGAUGAAAAUACAGGCACCAAGUACAGAUUCCUUGUCCUACCGCGCUAUGACAUAGACUUACAGAAAAUAGUUGCUAAAACAAGAGUCCUUGACAUAAAGAAUGUUCUAGUACUCGCACUACAGAUACUAGAUGUCUUAGAGUACUUACAUAAUCAAGGUUACACACAUUCAGACAUAAAAAGUUCCAAUCUAAUGCUUGGUUUCGAUGGCUCCAGAAUUGGUAAGGCAACUGCAGUUAAAACAACUCCAUCAUUCCAAAAAGAUACUAAAGAGGUUGCAGUGCUUACGGGAAAGCAUAGACGCGCAAAGCCAUCGAAAUCUAGGUCUUCCAACUACUAUGAUGAUGAAGAUUUUGUCAUCAAAGAACAUAAGAACUCAAGUAAUUUGGAUGAUGCCAGUGGUGAUAAUGACAAAAGACUUGCUAAUGUUAAGAAGAAGUUGAGGCGUAUACUGUCAGAUAGAGACAGCAGGACUCUGCACAGACAUCAUGCAUUCAACCUCAGACAGAUAUCUCACUAUGUCAACUAUGAAGACAUGACCAGCUCUGUGUGUUCCGACCAAUCCUAUCAAAAACUUCUCGACGAUUUUGGCGGCAAAAACUUAAUUCGCACCACAAAGGAGUUCCGCGAAGAUACUAGAAAGCGCAAUGCUAGGGAGAAGAGAGAGAGUGAACCAGAAAAUGUGGAUGAAAUGUUCCAAGAAGCCGUGCUAUCACAAACUAACGGGCAGAUCUAUUUGUUGGAUUAUGGCUUAGCUUCCAAGUUCGUAGACUCUGAAGGUAAACAUAAAGAUUUUGGUAUGGAUGCCCGAAAAGCACAUGACGGUACUUUGGAAUACAGUUCCAGGGACUCUCAUAUCGGAGCUCACUCCAGAAGAUCAGAUUUGGAAACUCUUGGCUACAACCUCCUUGACUGGUUGACUGGCACCUUGCCAUGGAAGACACCAGAAGUACUGGCAGAACCUGACCUAGUCCAUGCUUUGAAGAAAAACUUCAUGAGUGAUAUAAAACUGUUAUUAAAAACGUGUUUUAAGACUGAAUUCUACCCAAAAUUUAUGGAGAAAUACCUUGAAUAUGUCACAAGUCUAGACUUUACGGAAAACCCUGAUUAUGACUAUUGUAGAAGUUUAUUCAAAAGUGAAUUGUUGAAAAAUGGCUGUAAUAGUGAUAAAGAUAUGACUCUGAAUUUCAUGGAAGCGCCCAUGUCUCCUAUGAGUCGCAAACUGUGUUACUCAAAGAGGUUUGGCAAGAAGAAUACAACACCUAGUUUUCUAGCACGAAAUGGUAUCAAAAAAGCCUAUGAGAGAGAAAAUGUUUGUUCUCUCGAAAAUGACCUAAAACUAGAACUUUUGAAGCAAACGUUGAACACGUCUAGUGAUGGAGUUCGCAAGCCUUGCGCGUCUCGCAACUUCUUUAUUUCAGACGCUGAUUUAGUGGCCCGUCUGAAAAAGUCUUUAAUGCCACACGACAUAUUCGGCAAAAAACUGUCGCCUAAAAAUUUGCGAUCUAAAAAGAAGAACAUUAAAAAACGUAGGGGUGUCAGAACCCAUAGAAAUAGCAUUGGAAAGUUCGGUAAUUUCAUGGGAUCAGCGCGUCAAUUUACUUGGGCCGAAAUUCUAGCUGGCAACCCUGAAGACAUAAUUCGUAAAGAGCGUAACACUGUAGCUGUAAACACAGAGUAUGUAGAUGAUGAAACAUGCAAAUAUAGAAUUCGUAAAUUAUCAAAUGCAUCAGAAAACAGUGACUCACACUUACAAUCACCGUUAAUGCAGAAAGACUACUUACAAAAUAUGUAUCCUACUUAUGCUAUGAAAGAAGUGUUAGCUUCUUUCAAGAGGAAGGUUGCUGGCAAGCCUAAGGAGCCAGAAGAGACGAUUGAGGGCUUAGAAGGGUACACCCCUGCGAUGAUCAAAGUAUACAGAAUUAAAGAAAAACGAGAGGAGAAAGAAAAGCUAGAUGCGUUAAAACAGCAAUCAUCAGCUAAGAAAGAAUCUGUGCAGAUCCAACCGAGGUGUACACGAUCCAUGAGGUCUAAGAAACCACCAGAACCCAGUUCCCGAGUAACUAGACAGAAAGGUAGUGUUGACAGUAAUAAGUCAGUAGAAGUUGAAGAAGUAGUUCCUAAGUGUACUGGUAGAUCAAAGUCUAAGAGUAAUAAGAAAGUCGCAAGUAAGAAAGAAGAUAAGGAAUCUAGUAAGAAAAAUGAAAAAGAAGUUGUAAUUACUGAGCCUGUUAAACCGGCGCCUAAAGAAACGAAAAAAACAUCACCCAGAAAAAAAAGCAUGGCAGUUGUGACAAAUAGGCGGCGGCUCAGGAGUAGUAAGCGCAAGUAAUUAUUCAAUAAAUAAACUACAUUUUGAAUUCUGUGUUAGAUUGAAAAAGUUAUGUGUGUCACUUUUCAAAUCUAUAGGUUAAGUUCUACAGUAGGUAGCGUUUUGACUAUUUUUUUUUUAUUCUCAAAUCAUUUACGGAUGUUAAAUAAAAUCCGUUCUUAUUUUCAAAUUAAGAAAUAAGUUUACGGUGUAACUUUGACCCACCAUUUUUUGUUUGCAUAAUAAAAUUGAGAUUUGUAUGAUUGAUACAGGAAAACUGUGAUUUUUAUAAGUUGUUUAAAAUUAGACUUAACAUUGUCGUGUUUAAAAUAUGCUGUAAGAAUACAGUCUUCAUAAAUGCGGACUAUAUUCGAAUUUUGUUUUGCAUUUACAUCCAUACAUAGUUAUUGGAUUUUCUUCAAGCUAGUGAUUUGGCCGUUUUAUUGAUAUCGGCCGACGUUCCUCUUUGUAAUUCCUUAUCAAUAAAUCAUUUUGUUUAAAA